AUGGGUUCGAUUAGUAAUCUGUUUGUCUGUACUGUUCUGUCAAUUACUUUUAUCUGUCAAUCAUCAUACUCUCAAGCGCCAUGUCCAGUUGAAGAAGAUCCAAUACAAUUAGCUGAAUGUGCUCAACUCGAUGUUCAAGCGAUUAUACAAGGAGCCCGAGGCAAUUUGAAACUAUUUUGUAAUCUCGCUGAACGGUACAUGGAAUGUUUUAAAACUAAAACAAGAAAUUGUAUUGGUGGAUGGGCCGCAGAAGGUGGUUUAACUGAAUUACAAAAUUUGGCUCAGUGGUGCUGUGUUAAUCCAGGUGUCCAGGAACCAGAUGAAUGUCCACUUCGUCGAAAUCCAAAAUGUUUCUCAACUGAUGAUUACGUUUCCAUGGCGAACGGUGAAACAAAAGUUUUGCGCGAUCUUCGUCCGGGUGAUCGUGUCUUAGUAAUGAAUUCUGAACAGAAAGUUGUCGAAGACGAAGUUCUUAUGAUGCUCGAUAGUCAACCAAAACGACCUGCUUUAUUUCAUUCAAUUGAAACUGUCUCUGGGCAUCGGAUUAGUUUGACAGGAAAUCAUUUCCUUGCUGUUGGUCACAAUGAUCGUUUCGUGCCAGCAAAUAAAAUCCAACCUAACGACAUCGUUUUCAUUCAUCAACAAGGACAACUUCAACAAGUAACUGUUCGGAACAUCACCGAAGAAUACAAAGUCGGAUAUGUCACACCAAUGACUAAUCACGGUACAUUGAUUGUAAAUGGUAUAGCCGCUUCGUGUUAUUCCAGUGUCAUCAGUCAUGACUUAGCUCAUUAUGUCUUGGCACCGCUUCGUUGGUGGUACCAUUUAGCAAAAUUCUUCUCGGUCGAACAACCAUUUGAAUACUCGGCUGAGAAUGGUAUUCAUUGGAUACCUAUGGCAAUGCUACAGCUUACAGAGAAAUAUUUACCAAAUGUUUUAACAAUACAUAGCCUGUAA
Molecule: messenger RNA, 957 nt
Organism: Adineta ricciae
Lineage: Eukaryota; Metazoa; Rotifera; Eurotatoria; Adinetida; Adinetidae
Source: the annotation of a GenBank genome assembly